Messenger RNA from Physella acuta, 2378 nucleotides. RefSeq lists its product as uncharacterized. The record is from RefSeq and is a predicted model, not a curated record. Lineage: Eukaryota; Metazoa; Mollusca; Gastropoda; Physidae.
AGUCGUCUGCUAGACCCCACCCACUUUUACGACACAUUUUAAUCACAAGACUGCGUUUAAAACAGUCAUCAUUUCAACUUAAUUAUUAGCCACACGUGUGUAUGGUUGGAGACAAUGUUUUAGAUAAAAUAUCGAUGGAAUUUUAUUGUAGCUAAAAAUACGAAUAAUUUUAGACGGAUAUACAAUGUUGAAUCAACGAAUUAGGAAUUUUCUUACAUUGACUGGUGUAGCCCUGCUCACUGUUAUAUUAAGUGUAAUUUGGAUUAAACAAAGCUGCAACGAUUAUGAAAACAAGCCUAGAGCCACAAUACAACUUGAAAAUUCCAGCGAUCAUGUUCUUAAAGUGUUAAAAAUGACUGUAGAUUUAAAAAACCAUCAAGAGUUUAAAAAGUUUGAAAUGGUUAGAGAUAUACUAAAGGGUCCUCACAUUAAGCAGUCUAUACCAGGAGAGAUCCCUACAACAGCACAUUAUGUUUGGUGCGGGGAUAAAAUCUUCACAUUUAGAGAAUACUUGGGGGUGCUGAGCAUCGUCAAAGUUUUUGAACCGUUGAGAAUAUUCUUCUACUAUAACAGCCUUCCUAAGACAGAUGGAAGUUUUUAUCAUUCUUGGUUCCCAGAAUUAAAACAGUCUUUGGCUAAUUUGAUUUUUAGGAAAAUUAACAGACCAAUUCAAUGCAACACAAUGGACGCCGUGGACGUUGCUCUGGAACAAAUGGCAUCAAACAAAGUUGGGGGUUUCUAUGUAGGUGAGAGGGCCGUGUUGACGCAUGUCCCUGACACAUGGAAGACUGGGAAAUAUUUCACGUAUCAAAAACAGGGUAGUUCUAGCAGUGAAGAUAUGAUAGUGUUUGUCAAUGUCAAACAAGGAAUUGAUGGGAAAAAUGAAUCUGAUAUCAAACUAUUUAAAAAUAGUGUCUUAAACCAAACGAUCGAAUGCUACACUCCCGAGCAGUUUGAUAACGAGGGUCAAAGUUCAGAUAAUGUCGGUACCAUGACGUCACCGUGUGUUGUGUUACCGACUCCAAUAUUUCCAGAGAACAUCUUAAACAGCUCGUCUCCACAAAACGCCUUUUUGAGAUGGCUGUGUUACAGUGAUACACAACAAACUAUAGACACGCCUGAGUUGGUUCCACUCAUCAAUCACGUGAUCUACCUCAAUAAAAAUCCUGGGCAACCGAUCGUUUGGAGCUUCGAGAAUUACGUCAACAUCAUUUCUUCCUUAUAUUUAGGCGGUUUUGAAAGAGUGUACGUACACGGUGACACAGAGCCGUCAGGUAAAUUUUGGGACAGGUUGAAAAGCGAAAACGUCACGUUUGUUUAUGUUGACCAGCCUUACUCCGUGUUUCAACAAGAUAUAAAUGUCAUGGAGCACAAGUCAGAUAUACUCAGAGUACAGAUUCUCUACAAAUAUGGGGGGACAUACAAUGACAAUGACGUGAUCUGGGUGAAGCCGCUGUCUGAAGACCAGAGACGUCACCCAGUGCUGGGGAGCUACGACUGGCAACAACGAGACGUGUGGCCCAGGACCAUCAACAAUGGGCUGAUCGUGGCCAGGCCUAAAGCUUUAUUCUUGUCAAAAAUGCUCGAGACUUUCAAGUAUUUUCGUGACGACCUUUGGGCACUGAACUCAUGUUACAUGUAUUACAAGAUCUACGAAAAAUAUCCAGAAAGUUUUCACAUUGACAACAGACUACAGGUUGGAUGUUUUAAGGGCAUAUGCCACCCUGCAUGGCACGACGAUUUUCAGCGGGUCAUUGGCGAUCUACGGCCAACUACCCGUGUCAAUAUACAGGAGGCUAAUGCUUUUCACAUAUUUGAACGCAAGCCGGGCGUAACAUUUAACUCGUUCUCCCAACACCAGAACAAAACCAGCAUCGAUGCCAUCCUAGUCAAGAACGUCAUGGCCGCAAUUAGGAAGGCUGGGAAGGCCCACUUAGUGGAAGACUGAAAACUUAUAAAGCCAACUGUUCUCUGUUGUUGUUAUAAUGCGAAUAUUGUUAUGCAAGAAAAGAUAAGACGCUGUGAUUUGGUUGGGAAUUGCUUGGUCGCUGGCUUAAAAAUCCAGAAUUCAAACACCCGGCCAGAUACGGUUCGUUAAGUAGGGACAGCAACCUAUCCAGGGGAGAAACUCCGAAACAUAACAGGAGUUGAGCCUCUUAUGGAACAGGAUCACAAACUCAAGACUCAUUUGGGCAGCUCUGCAACACCGCUGAUGCCAAAUUGUAUAAGCAGCGCCUCCCUCUUUAGCCAAUCAGAUGUGUCGACUGAUACUUAGACAAAAUCUUGCUCUCCUAAAUCAGCUGCCCAAGCUCUGUGCCUAGGUUUCUAAAGAACAAUCAUUCCAUCAUCUGUCAGACCAGUGAGUUAUAUUUUUAACU